AUGUCGGUGUUGAGCAAAGAAUCAGGUGGUGAUUUUAACAUUGGAUGUAUUGGUAAGGACGUCAAGAAUUAUUUGAAAAAUAAAAGAAGGAAAUUAUUUGAAGAGGGAGAUGCACAAAGGUUGUAUGUCUACUUUCUUGAUAGGCAAUGUAAAGAACCUGGGUUUGUGUAUUCCAUGCAAGUUGGUGAGAAUGGGUGUAUGGGAAGUUGCUUUUGGGCAGAUGCAAGAUCAAGGGCUGCGUAUCAAUAUUUUGGGGAUGUUGUCACCUUUGAUGCGACAUAUUUGACAAAUAUUUAUAAGAUGCCGUUUCUCCCAUUUUCAAUAGUUAAUCAUCAUCACCAAACAAUCAUGUUUGGUUGUGCAUUGUUAGUUAAUGAAACAGCUGAAUCAUAUAUUUGGCUACUGAGAACAUGGCAAGAGGCAAUGCUUGGGCGUGCCCCUUCAACCAUAAUUACUGAUGAUGACAAGGCGAUGGCGAAAGCCAUUGGUGUGGUAUUCCCAAAUACAACUCAUAGGUUGUGCCUAUGGCAUAUUUUACAAAAAUUCCUAGAACAUUUGGCACAUGUGUAUAACAAGUUUCCGGACUUUCAAAAAGAUUUCCGUCAUUGUAUCCAUGAGACAAUAACGACUGAUGAGUUUGAGCAAGAAUGGAGCUCAAUACUAGGGAAGUAUAGUCUACUAGAUAAUGAUUGGCUGCAAAAUCUUUACAACCGAUGGGAUAAGUGGGUUCCAGCUUACUUACAAACCACGUUUUGUGCCGGUAUGUCAACAUCUCAAAGGAGCGAAAGCAUGAAUAAAUUUUUUAAAGAUUGUGUUCGUUCAAGCACGAUGGUGAGUGAUUUUGUGCAUCAAUACGAGAAAGCCUUAGAUGCACGUUAUUUCAAGGAGAAAGAGAAGGACGUGCAAACAAAAUCGACACAGGCUGUUAUGAAAACUUUAUGGAAAAUUGAAGCAGAUGCAGCCUCAGUCUAUACAAGGAAGUCUUUCAUGAUCUUCCAGGAUGAGCUCUUUAAUAGCCAACGGUACAUUCCAAUCAAAGUUGGAAAAGAGGGCGAAAGAAGGAUAUACGGAAUCACACCGAAUGGCAAAGAGCAACCUAUUUAUCAUGUGACCUUGGAGAGUGGAGAUGCGAAGGCAAUAUGCACAUGCCAUAUGUUUGAGUUUGUGGGGAUUCUUUGUAGGCAUAUCCUAUGUGUCAUUGGGAAGAAAUCGAAAUUAGAUAUGUUGCCACAUCAUUAUAUUCUAGAGAAAUGGACCAUCAAUGCUAAGAGUUGGGCCAAUCUUGACAUACCAAAUUUUGAUGGCCAUGUAAUGACACACGAUGAUCCAAUGAUGAGAAAAAGCAAGUUGAUGAUGCAAUUCUAUGAUAUUGCCGAACUUGACUCACAAUCACCACAAAAAUACAACCAUCUCUCUCUUGCCUUAGACAAGGUCCACAAGGAGUUGCUCUUUAUGGAAGAUAUUGAGGGAGAAAAAAAUAUAGAAGGUGGAAAUAUGUCAUAG
Messenger RNA from Carya illinoinensis, 1503 nucleotides. Its product is annotated as protein FAR1-RELATED SEQUENCE 5-like. NCBI's taxonomy places the organism in Eukaryota, Viridiplantae, Streptophyta, Magnoliopsida, Fagales, Juglandaceae. The record is from RefSeq and is a predicted model, not a curated record. Bases 1 to 1503 code for a protein of 500 amino acids. The transcript has a single exon. Gene Ontology annotation, molecular function: zinc ion binding.